AUGGCGCGAUCCCGAAUCCAACAGCGAAGCCUGGUGGCUGCACUGUUCGUGCAGCUUUAUGCUGGUGAUUGCAUUGCGGUGCCUUCAACUGGACCAGAACUCAACGUGUGCGAGUACAGCUUGGAAGAUCUUUACGUCGUCGACGUAAACGCAACGUUAAAGCUCUUCCCAGCAGGAUAUCGAUCCUGUGCGAACACUUCUGACAGCAACGCAGAACUCUGCGGGAUCUGUUCCUGUCGUGAAAAGAAACUCGGUGCUAUCGCUGGCUUGUCAGUGGCUGGUGUCGUGUGCGUCGGAUCGGGGGAUGUCACGACUUGUGCAGGUGAAGGCCAAGAAUUCUGCGGUCGCAAUGACAGCAUUGAUAGUGCUGCCAAUGCCACCUCGAUAUUGCAGGGUAGCUCCAGCUUCAAUGAAGAUACAAGUCCUGGCACCUCGUCGUUACAAGGAAGCUCUAGCGCCAACGAAGAUGCCGGUGUUGGCGACGUUGCUAUGGCCGGGUCCACUGUCGAUCCCGAAGACAUUGGUGAUCCCAGUGCUGGAAGUAGCUCAGCUUCGAGCGCUACCUCGACAUCGAGCUUCAUAUUCGAGCCUGCAACAGUUCUGCCUUCAGGCAUUGGCACCAGUUUGGCCAUGGAUAGCACUGCUAGUGUUGAAACCAUGAGCCCUGACAUCGAUACCAGCAUCCCUGCCUUCGUUCCCGAAUCCAUCAACACCAACGUUGAGGCUGACACUGGCAGCACCGAUGUCAACACCGAUACUGACAAUCUUGCCAAUGCCUCAGGCUCUACUGUUCCCGAUUUCGACAACAGCUAUGGUACUAGCACCGACUCAAGCAGUACUGGUAAUACUUCGCAAUCUGCGGCGUUUAACAGCAAUCGCAUCAUUGGCGCCAGCUCAAGCUUGGGUAUCAGCACCGACGCAUCCGGCAGUACUCUUGAACCUAUCGACUCAAGCAUUCGCUUCGACUCGUUGGCGAAGAAAGAGUCUGCUCUCGACAAAGAAAACGUGGACAGUAACGGUGUCGGAAAAGUCAAGCCCUCUCCAACCAGCGCUGCUGCACCCCCAACCAACCGGGAUGUCAUCCGCCCGCAAGAAAAUGGAUCGACGCUUGGCACCAACAAUGGUUCUUCCAGUAGCUCGAGCUGGUCAGGCGAGCGACUAACCGUGCUGCUUUCCACAAUUUGUGGCAUUGCCGUUGUAGCUGCCAUAGCUGCAUUCGUUGCAGUCCGCAGACAUCGCUCCCAGUCAAAAAAGGAACUCACCACUCCGAUUGACGAUGACUACAACGAUGAGAACUUCGAUACAGUGACGCCAAUAAUUCCCGGCAAUCGUGGUGCCAGAAACGUGAGAAGAGGACCUCGUCUUGGCGACGCCUUUGAGAAUUCCCCAAUGUCCUCGAUCGUAGUGCUGGGUCCUGACGAUGACUUUGUUCCGCCUCCACGUCGCACCACAAAACGUCACUACCGAUCAUACCCAAGAAAUACUGUGCUGGACACCUAUGCACGCAGCGGCAGCACGAAAGCCUCCAAGGACGUAUUCACGCAAGACGAUCGUCCAAGUACUGUAUCCGUUGAUACCAUUAAUGAUCUAUCACAUCAACACCACGUAUCCCGCGGCCCACCGACAACCGGCUUGCCAGUGCGUGCACCUUACGAGAUUUUCGACACUUCCAACACCCGAGAGAGGUUUUCAUCCGGCAUGAGCUCGCAGUUCGAUAGUCGGACAAGCGGACAGGAGUACGAGUCCGAUUUGAGCUUCAACUCGUUUCAGAUGGCAUCUGAAACAUCUAGCGGAGCUGAAUUCGACUCGAUUACCUCGACAAAUUGCAACGAUCGUCAAACAGCUUCGGAUCUAGAGUCAGGGGAAAGUAUAGCCACCUCAUAUCUUUCUAGCACGGAGAGUGUCCAGUACAACGGCCGUGAUACGGAAGCUAGUGAGCGCACGAACGGGUCGGAGAUGAACUCCGACUUGAGUCGCGUUGCCAUAUCAUUCGACUUGAGCGCUACGAAGUCCAGAAUCUCAUGA
Messenger RNA from Peronospora matthiolae, 2025 nucleotides. Lineage: Eukaryota; Oomycota; Peronosporomycetes; Peronosporales; Peronosporaceae. The record is from the annotation of a GenBank genome assembly.